Messenger RNA from Seminavis robusta, 501 nucleotides. The record is from the annotation of a GenBank genome assembly. Lineage: Eukaryota; Bacillariophyta; Bacillariophyceae; Naviculales; Naviculaceae.
AUGGAAUCGGGUCACUCUGUCCCAAGUGGCAUCUCCUUCUUUUCCAAUGAUGAUGACAUAGAGGGAGAGUUUGCCACAUAUUCUCCUGCUGACACGCAUUUGGUGGAGGACGAGGAGGAUGACAACAACGACAAGGAAGGAUGCCACUAUGAUGGGAUAGGACAUCAGGAAGUCAUGGAUGAUGACAUGGGCAGCUUUGAGGAUGAUUCCUAUUCCAUGGAUAGCGUAGAAAUGAGAGAAGCUGCUAUUGUAUGUCAAAGCAGAAGUCGAUGGAAAUGCUCCACAAAAGAGAUUCUUGAGCUUGCUAUGGAUGCUGUUGAUGUUAAUGAUGUCAUGCUGGCUGAUCCCACUGCAAUAACAGCUGCCUCGAGGCAUAUUGCCGGAACUGCUUCUGGCACAGCAUCUGCCACUGCUACUGCCACUGCUACUACUACCACAACUACUACCGCAACAAAUGCAGCUGCCAGUGCCACUGUUACAUCCACUACCACAGCAGCUUAG